AUGUCGUCCAUUUUGAAAUACAUCGUCAAAAAUGACGCCAUGAAAACAGACCCCAGUGAGAUCUACGGCUGGAGGGUCUAUCUGUUAGCCUGCUCUGCUUGUUUCGGUGCUAUGUCCUUUGGCUGGGACAGCGGUGUGAUUGGCGGCGUCAUCAACCUUCCCACGUUCAUUGCUGACUACGGCCUCGGGAGCAGGGAAGACAUCGCGACGGCUAAUCUCCAGGGUAAUAUCGUCUCCGUACUCCAGGCUGGAUGCUUCGUAGGUGCUCUGGCGGCCUACCCCUUGACGGAUGCCUUCGGCCGCAAGUACUGCCUAAUGGGCGCCGCCAUGUUCACGCUCACCGGCGUAAUUAUGCAAGCUGCUGCUUCCGGUCAUCUUGAGCCUAUGUAUAUCGGUCGGUUUGUUUCUGGUCUUGGUGUGGGCGCCUCCAGUGUUAUUAACCCGAUCUACGUUACGGAGAACGCGCCUCGCGCUAUCCGCGGCCUGCUCACCGGCAUGUAUCAACUCUUCAUCGUCACCGGCGGCAUGAUCGCCUUCUGGGGAAACUACGCGGUCAGCAUACACCUGAGCGGCCCGAAGCAGUACAUUGUGCCGCUGUCGAUCCAGGGCCUGCCCGCCCUGCUGCUCUUCUUCAUGAUGGCCCUCUGCAACGAGUCACCCAGAUACCUGGCCCGCCGAGACCGCUGGGAGGAGGCGAAGGCGGUGCUCGUGCGGAUCCGGAACCUCCCGGAGGACCACCCGUACCUGCAGGAGGAGUUCCAGGAGAUCGCCGACCAGCUCGACUACGAACGGCGCCUCAUCGGCGGCGCCGGCUUUUGGGCGCUGCAGAAGGAGAUGUGGCUGGUCAAGAGCAACCGCAAGCGCGCCGUGCUCAGCAUCAUGCUCAUGGUGUGCCAGCAGAUGACGGGCACCAACGCGAUCAACACGUACGCGCCGCAGAUCUUCAACAACCUCGGCAUCACGGGGACGUCGAACUCGCUGCUCAGCACGGGCGUCUACGGCAUCGUCAAGGUGAUCUCGUGCGCGUGCUUCCUGCUGUUCAUGGCCGACUCGCUGGGCCGGCGGCGCUCGCUGCUCGUCUCGGCCGUCGGCCAGGGCGUCUGCAUGUUCUACAUCGGCCUGUACGUGCGCAUCUCGCGGCCGUCGGCCGACGGCUCCAUCAACGGCGCCGGCUACGUCGCCCUCGUCUGCGUCUUCGUCUUCGCCGCCUUCUUCCAGUUCGGCUGGGGCCCCGCCUGCUGGAUCCUCAUCUCCGAGAUCCCCGCCGCCCGCCUGCGCCCCAUGAACGUCGCCUUCGGCUCCGCCACCCAGUGGCUCUUCAACUUCGUCGUCGCCCGCGCCCUGCCCAACAUGCUCGCUACCGUCGGCGAACGCGGAUACGGUACCUACCUGAUUUUCGGCAGCUUCUGCGCCUGUAUGUUCGGCUUCGUCUGGGUCUGGAUUCCAGAGACGAAAGGUGUGUCGCUCGAGCAGAUGGGCAAGCUCUUCGGCGUCUCAGAGGAGGAGAAUGACCCGGUCACAGAAGGUGUGAAGCGCGACGACACGAGAGUCGAGGUCGAGGAGCACUCCAACAAGUCGGAUAACCGAAGCGUGUAA
Molecule: messenger RNA, 1596 nt
Organism: Durotheca rogersii
Lineage: Eukaryota; Fungi; Ascomycota; Sordariomycetes; Xylariales; Xylariaceae
Product: general substrate transporter
Exons: 6
Coding region: 1-1596 (531 amino acids)
Biological process (GO): carbohydrate transport; transmembrane transport
Cellular component (GO): membrane
Molecular function (GO): carbohydrate:proton symporter activity
Source: RefSeq, a predicted model, not a curated record